AUGGGGGAUAAGGCGAAUAGGUGUGCGCUCAAUAUGGAGAUAUACGGGGUGGCAGAGAUCGUGGCGUACAGUUGCAUUUACUCCCGGGACAUGUAUCUCGCGAGAUGGAAGCACUAUCCGAACAUCGCCGAUUUCACCUGGGAACCGAGAGGCAAUUUUCGCCAGAACUUGAAAGCUACCCUUGUGGAACAGAUGCGGGAGACGAAGAAGAAGUGUUCGGUCCUCGAUCCGGGUCAGCAUCGGUUGAAGCUCUCCAGCGUAUCCUCGUGGCAAACCACAGAGGAUGGAUGA
This is a messenger RNA of Besnoitia besnoiti, 291 nucleotides long. RefSeq lists its product as uncharacterized. Lineage: Eukaryota; Apicomplexa; Conoidasida; Eucoccidiorida; Sarcocystidae. Bases 1 to 291 code for a protein of 96 amino acids. The record is from RefSeq and is a predicted model, not a curated record. The transcript has a single exon.